UUUCUUCCACAUACUCUGAAAUUUUUAUUUUUCUCUCGUUUUCUUUCUGUCCAAACAAGGAAAGGAGAAAACUUAUAUGGGAAGAAACGAUUUGUGCAUUACGGUCCCGAAUAUUUUUCGGUGUCCGAUAUCGUUGGACGUGAUGAAAUCCCCGGUGAGCUUGUGCACGGGAGUGACCUACGACCGAGCCAGCAUCCAACAGUGGCUGGACAGCGGCAACAAUACGUGUCCGGCAACCAUGCAAGUUCUCUUAAGCAAGGAAUUCGUCCCGAACAGGAAUUUACAACGACUCAUUCAGAUCUGGUCCGACUCAGCCACUCGCCAUCAACUGGAGGCCAAUUCACCUGUUCCUUCUCACGAUCAUAUCAAUCUAUUGGUCAAGCAGCUCGACAACGAAAAUUUCGUUUCAUCGUUGCAGAAGAUCGUUUGGUUCGCGAGAGAAUCGGAGGAGAACCGCGAAUUCCUGGCCAGGAUCGACGGUUUUGUGAACGCGGUGUUCGAUUUCAUGAUAAAUGUGGAACCGGAUAUCAAAUUAAUCGAACAAGUGGUUGAGAUUUUGAAUUUGAUGUCUAGUAAAAUUUUGGAGAAGAAGUCGUUAUUGGAAUCUGGUCCCUUGUCGAUGAUUCUUCUGGUUAUACAAAGAGGAACUUUAGCUUCGCAAAUCCAUUCAAUUGAAUUACUGAAAUCCAUUGCGGUCGAUGGGGAAUCCAAACUCAAAAUAGCCGAAGAAGAGGCGCUACUACAUGAAUUAGUAAAAUCAUUAAGCAGAGAGAAGGAUCCAAGCUUGAUCGAUGCGAGCCUAUCUUGUUUGAUCGAAAUCACGAUGCGCAAAAGAGUAAAAAUCAAAGUGAUCCAAUCCGGAGCAAUCCCAGAACUAAAGAAACACCUAUCCGAGCCAAACACGAGCGUUUCCAUAAUCGAGAAAUCAUUAAGACUGCUGGAAACGUUGUCGUCUUGCAGUGAAGGAAGGGUUGAGAUAUGGCACGAUUCCAUAUUGCUACAAGCGAUUGUGCAGACGGUGCUGAAAGUGUCGAACAAAGCGACGGAGCACGCGGUGACGAUACUCUGGUGCGUCUGCUGCUUGUUCAGGGACGAGAAGGCGCAAGAAACGGCGGCUAUUAGCAAUGGGAUGACCAAGUUUUUGUUGCUGAUGCAAAGCAAUUGCUCGGCUGCCGUUCGGCAAAUGUCGGCGGAUUUGCUUAAGAUUUCCCGGGUUAAUUCCAAGUCUUGUUUAUCAAGUUAUGAUACUAAAACUACCCAUAUCAUGCCCUUUUGAUGAAGAAAGAAAAACAAAAUCCGUUAGAAAAAAAAGGAAAUUAAUCUUUUGUUAGUGAAAUAUUAAAACAGAAAAUUCAUUCGAAUG
Hibiscus syriacus is the source of this 1363-nucleotide messenger RNA. RefSeq names its product U-box domain-containing protein 27-like. Gene Ontology annotation, molecular function: protein binding; ubiquitin protein ligase activity. The record is from RefSeq and is a predicted model, not a curated record. The transcript has a single exon. Lineage: Eukaryota; Viridiplantae; Streptophyta; Magnoliopsida; Malvales; Malvaceae. The coding region runs from base 77 to 1276 and encodes 399 amino acids. Gene Ontology annotation, biological process: protein ubiquitination.